Messenger RNA from Lottia gigantea (owl limpet), 808 nucleotides. RefSeq lists its product as hypothetical. Lineage: Eukaryota; Metazoa; Mollusca; Gastropoda; Lottiidae. Gene Ontology annotation, cellular component: actin cytoskeleton; Arp2/3 protein complex; cytoplasm. The record is from RefSeq and is a predicted model, not a curated record. Gene Ontology annotation, molecular function: actin filament binding. The transcript has 5 exons. The coding region runs from base 182 to 631 and encodes 149 amino acids. Gene Ontology annotation, biological process: regulation of actin filament polymerization; Arp2/3 complex-mediated actin nucleation; cell migration.
AUCAGAUUGUACAGUUCCAUUCGUGUCCAUCUUUUAGACGCAACCUCGGCUUUAAAGUGAACUUCCGGCUAGUGGGAAGUGACUCAUAAAAAACUCAUUUUUUGAGAUUUUUCUCUUUUUCUGAAAAUUGGUUGAAUAUUGAUUCAAUUGAAGGAAAGAGUCUGACAAAUUUCGUUUCAAAAUGUCUAAAAAUACCGGUGCUAGUAGGUUUAGGAAAGUAAACGUUGAUCAAUACGAUGAAGAUUGUUACCAAGACGAUGAUAAUGAUGAUGGUGAACAAGGACCUAGUGAAAGUGAAGUCCAAGAUUUACUACAAAAAAAUAAAUCCAGCGAUGCUUUAAAGGUGGUGUUAAAUAACGCUCCUCUAGCCACCAAAAACCAACAAGUUAAGGAUCGAGCAUUAAAUCUAACAUUAAGAGUGUUAACAUCGUUUAAAACACCAGACAUUGAUAAUGCUGUUAAAUCACUAGAUAGUAAAAAUAUAGAUAUUCUGAUGAAAUAUAUUUAUCGUGGUAUGGAACGAGCACAAGAUAGCAAUACUUCUGCUUUACUUACAUGGCAUGAAAAGACAUUUGCUGUCGGAGGUUUAGGAAGUAUCAUGAGAGUUUUAACAGACAGAAAAAAAGUUUAAAUUAUUCCUGAUAAUCUAUAAACAUUAUAUAAAUAUUAUACAUUCAACUUAUCAACACAGACCAACAGAUAUUUACAAGCAUUUUAAUACGAAUGUGAAAAAUAAUUAACUUUCCUUGCAUCUCAAACAUUUUCAAAGGUAUUUGUUAAAAAAAGACUGAAGAACAAUUUGGCCAGG